CUUUAGUUUGACAGGAAGGCUGGAUUUGGUUUAGAGGCUGGGUUUUGGGGCGAAGCAACAUUUAUAAGGAUGACACUCAGAAGAGAAUUCAUUCAUCUCCAACACACGGGAAAGCUCUUCACUUCUGCUGAAUACUCAAGCUUGUGGAAAUGGAGCCUUUGUCUGCAGCAAACACACAGUUCUCUCUAAACCUGUUCAAGAAGAUCAGUGAAGGAGACGCAUCAGGAAAUGUGUUCUACUCUCCGAUCAGCAUCUCCUCGGCUCUGGCCAUGGUGUCGCUCGGAGCAAAAGGAAACACAGCGGCGCAGAUGUUUAAGGUCCUGAGUUUUACCAAUCCUCCCAAACCUGACGCAGCGACUCCAGCAUCUCAUCAACAAGCUCAGAAGCCCCAGAUUGCCUGUGGUGUCAAGGGUCAACAUGGACCGUCAAUGACACAACAAACCCAGAAGUUUGAGGUACCUCCUGAACUUAAGAAAUGUCCUCCUCGGCCGGCACCUGGACAAAAGACUGAGGACCAAAUUCAUUCCAGCUUCAACAAGCUCAUGAGUGAUCUGAAGAAACCAGGAGCCCCGUAUGUGUUGAGUCUCGCCAACCGUCUCUACGGAGAGCAAUCCUACCAGUUUGUGGAGAAAUUCCUUAAUGAUGCAAAAAUAUACUAUGAAGCCGGACUGGAGAAGGUGGACUUCAGUAAGAAAUCUGCACGUGUCGACAUCAACAACUGGGUGGAGAAAAACACUCAAGGAAAGAUCAAGGACUUGCUCCCACAGGGAUCCAUCGAUGCGAUGACGAGACUGGUCUUGGUGAACGCCAUCUACUUCAAGGGGAACUGGGUGAAGAAAUUCCCGAAGGAAGCCACCAGUGAUGGACAGUUCAAGCUGAACAAGACUCAAACUAAACCAGUGAAGAUGAUGUAUCAGAAGUCAGAGUUUCCUCUGGCCUUGAUCCCAGAGAUGGACAGUCAGGUUCUGGAGCUGCCGUAUGUCGGGAAGAAUGUCAGUAUGUUGAUCAUCCUUCCUAACGAGAUUCAAGACAAAACCACUGGCCUUCAGAAGCUUGAAAAGGCACUGACCUACGAGAAGCUGAUGGAGUGGACGAGACCUGAAGUCAUGUAUAAAGGAGAAGUUGAAGUAUCGCUGCCCAGAUUCAAGAUGGAGAAAACCUACGACAUGAAGAAUCUUCUGAUCAGCAUGGGAAUGGAGGAUGUGUUUAAUGAGCAGAAGGUGAAUCUUUCAGGCAUGUCGCCAAGCAAUAAUCUGGUGCUGACGAAGGUGAUUCAUAAAGCCUUUGUUGAAGUAAACGAGGAAGGAACCGAAGCAGCUGGAGCAACUGGUGCCAUUUUCGCCACUCGUUCAUUUGCACAGAUGUUUAUUGCAGACCAUCCCUUCCUUUUCUUCAUCCGUCAUAAUCCAACCAAGAGCAUUCUGUUUUACGGACGCUUCUGCUCUCCGUGAGCGAAUCCUGCGCUGUAUAUGGGAAUCUUGCAGCUAGUUUAGUUGGUGAUCGGGUUAGAAUGAGUAGAGGAGACUCUCGACAGCUACUAAUUGUCAUCUUUUGGUAUAAGAAACAUUUAUAUAUGCAUACAGUAUCAGAACCUUACAUGAGCAAGACUUACAUUAAAUGAAUGGUAAUAAACUGUUUUCAGUUUUGUGUGGUACUGGAAUUGAAUUGCUUCAGUCUCAAGUGGGACCUGCAUUAUAAUUAUUUGAAAUGCAUGAAAUACUUUGUACUGAUCAUUUUAGAGCAGGGUUAUUAUCAUUAACUAAAACUAAAAGAAAACCAUUUUCCUUAUUGGAAAUAAAAUAAACAAGAACUGAAAUAAGUUAUAUUUAUAUAAA
Cyprinus carpio (common carp) is the source of this 1835-nucleotide messenger RNA. RefSeq names its product leukocyte elastase inhibitor-like. NCBI's taxonomy places the organism in Eukaryota, Metazoa, Chordata, Actinopteri, Cypriniformes, Cyprinidae. The record is from RefSeq and is a predicted model, not a curated record. Gene Ontology annotation, biological process: negative regulation of endopeptidase activity. Gene Ontology annotation, molecular function: serine-type endopeptidase inhibitor activity.